Molecule: messenger RNA, 1526 nt
Organism: Gastrolobium bilobum
Lineage: Eukaryota; Viridiplantae; Streptophyta; Magnoliopsida; Fabales; Fabaceae
Product: 1-aminocyclopropane-1-carboxylate oxidase homolog 1-like
Exons: 3
Coding region: 38-1162 (374 amino acids)
Source: RefSeq, a predicted model, not a curated record
UUAGAAAGAUAAGCUUGUGGUACACACCUACACCACAAUGAAUGUUGCCGGUGCCGGAAAAUCUUUCGCCGGAAAUUCCACUACCUAUGACCGUUUGCAAGAACUGAAGACCUUCGACGAGUCCAAAGCUGGUGUUAAAGGUCUUGUUGACUCCGGCAUCACCAAAGUCCCAAGAAUUUUUAUCAGGCCGCCAGAAGAGUUCGCCGCCGGCAAGGAAGUUUCCGGCGAACCGACUCAGACCCAGUUCAGGAUUCCUGUUAUUGAUCUCAAAGAUUUCGCCGGAGACUGCUCCGGCGUGGUUGCCGGAGUCCGACAGGCUGCAGAAACAGUGGGGUUUUUCCAGGUGGUGAACCAUGGAAUACCCAUAAAACUGUUGGAGGAGAUGGUAGCGGCGGCGCGUGAGUUCCACGAGCUGCCACAAGAGUCGAAGGUUGAGUAUUACAGCAGGGAGCCGAUGAAGAAGGUGAAGUAUGGGAGCAACUUUGAUUUGUAUCAAUCAAAAUAUGCUAACUGGAGAGACACUCUCUUUUGUGUGAUGGGUCCUGAACCACUCGAUCCACAAGAAUUGCCUCUUGUUUGUAGGGAUGUGACAAUGGAAUACUCUAGACAAAUUCAUGUAUUGGGGAGUCUUUUAUUUGAAUUAUUAUCAGAAGCACUAGGACUGAAGCAUGACCAUCUUGAAGGCUUGGAUUGUGCUAAAGGUCACUUAAUUUUAAGUCACUAUUAUCCAGCAUGUCCUGAGCCUGAACUGACUAUGGGCACUACCAAACACUCUGAUCCUGAUUUCCUUACAAUUCUGCUUCAAGAUCACAUUGGUGGGCUCCAAGUUUUGAGCCAUAAUGAGUGGAUUGAUGUUUCCCCUCUUCCUGGAGCUCUAGUAGUGAACAUUGGAGAUCUGCUACAACUAAUAUCCAAUGACAAAUUCAAAAGCGUGGAGCACCGUGUGCUGGCAAACCACAGAGGGCCUAGAGUAUCAGUGACAUGCUUUUUCACUCUUCAUCUCUACCCAACAACAAGAAUGUAUGGCCCCAUCAAGGAACUAUUGUCAGAAGAUAACCCCCCAGUUUAUAGGGAAACAUCUCUGAAAGAUUUCAUUGCUUACUAUGAUAACAAGGGGCUCGAUGGGAAUUCAGCUCUUUCCCAUUUUAUGUUAUUACGGUGAAUAUGGAAGUGUAAGUAUAGGUCUUUCACGAUCAUUCUUAAUUUACAAUAAGUUGUAAUGAUAAUGCAUGUGGUAACUGAGGUCAACCGGUCAUAGUCCUAACUUUGAACAUAAAUGGUAUAAGACUUUGUGGACCACUACAAUUCCAAAGGCUAAAUGGUAUUUCUGCAGUCUACUCUACAACACUUCAGGUUGUGAAGAAUGAGGAUAUACUAUGGAAUGGAGCUCCAUUUAGUUUUGCUUGAAAUUUGUGUUAUAGUGAGAAAUCUGGCAUGUUGAAUUGGUUGUUUGUUCAACUCUGGAAUCUUGGUUGAAUGAGUCUGAAAUUUUAUUAGGCACGUGAAUUGUAAUUGGUGUAAACAGU